Talpa occidentalis (Iberian mole) is the source of this 4663-nucleotide messenger RNA. It is a transcript of the gene EIF4EBP1, whose product is annotated as eukaryotic translation initiation factor 4E binding protein 1. Gene Ontology annotation, cellular component: cytoplasm. The record is from RefSeq and is a predicted model, not a curated record. The coding region runs from base 19 to 375 and encodes 118 amino acids. Lineage: Eukaryota; Metazoa; Chordata; Mammalia; Eulipotyphla; Talpidae. Gene Ontology annotation, molecular function: eukaryotic initiation factor 4E binding. The transcript has 3 exons. Gene Ontology annotation, biological process: negative regulation of translational initiation.
CGCAGCGCGCGGGAGACCAUGUCUGGGGGCAGCAGCUGCAGCCAGACCCCAAGCCGGGCCAUCCCGGCCACUCGCCGAGUUGUCCUCGGCGACGGCGUGCAGCUGCCGCCCGGGGACUACAGCACCACCCCGGGCGGCACGCUCUUCAGCACCACCCCGGGAGGGACCAGGAUCAUCUACGACCGGAAGUUCCUGAUGGAGUGUAGGAAUUCACCUGUGACCAAAACACCCCCGAGGGAUUUGCCCACCAUUCCCGGGGUUACCAGCCCUGCCAGUGAUGAGCCCUCCACAGAAGCCAGUCAGAACCACCUGCGCAACAGCCCAGACGAGAAGCCAGUGGGCAAUGAAGAGUCACAGUUUGAGAUGGACAUUUAAAGGACCAGCCGGCAAACUGAGCAAGCCUCUGGGCCCUUCUGGCCCUUCUUGGGAUAAGAGUCCCACCAGCCAGGCCUUAGGAAAAGUUCUCAUCCUGGGCCUGUGGUGGGUGUGGGGUUGGCCAACCCAGCCCUCUGCUCGCUCACUCAGGGUACCUGCUCCUCUUCCUCUUCGUGAACACCAGCAGAUACCUCCAUGUGCCUCACUCAUGCAGGAGCUGUCACCCAGGGGAGUGACUGAACACACCCUGCAGCCCAGGGCCCGGAAGCAGAUUCAGGAGCUUUCUGAACUGUCAUCUGGCUCUUCUAGCCCAUCCUCUUAGGGCACACCCACCCCUUCCUGAGGUGCUGGUGUAAGGGAAGGCUUCCCUCCCCCUGCUUCCCCAAGACAGGAAUAAAAGCCAUCUUUGCCCUAGGGCCAAGAGUCAGCCCUGUGUGAGCUCUUUUCAAUUCCAUAUACAUAACUAACACCAACUGCUAUGUAUAGGGUGCUAAUUAAGCCUUUUCCUGUACAUUAUCUCAUUUGACUCUCGCACUGAUCCUAGGAGAUAAGUAGAGCAAAUGUUAACCUCAUUUUACUGCUUAGGGGACUGAUGCAGAGAAGUUAAAAUCACACAGUGGUAAAUAGAGAGAGCACUGGCCCUGUGUCCUGGUCAGAUGGGACUGUGCAGCUGUUCAGUGGUGGGUACCACCUCUCUUCUGGGCUGGCUGUGCCCCCACCAAGCCUGUCAAGUGACCUAGUCACCUUCACCCCUGGGGAAAGGCUGAGCCUCGGACAAUGUUUAUCGAGUGAUCCCUUCAUGUGGGUUGUCACGAGGGACACAAGCAUGAGGCAAGCUCUCUGCCUCCAGGAUUUCAUUGAAAUGCAAGUUUGCUCUUAGAAAAGGUAGCAUAAAAAAGAUGAGGUAGGAUUGGUUACCGGUGAGUGGUCCGUGCAAGGGGAAGCUUCGUGGACGUGACACUUGCCACUGGGAUCCUGAGCAUGGUGUGCUGCAUGAAGGGGGGCUGAGGCUGCCAAGGUCAGGUGGUCCUGGGGAAGCAGGGUAGAGGAGGACAGGACAUAAAGUUGCCCACUUUGGCAGUUUGUAUGGGUGGGAAUGGUUUUCAUAAAGGCUCAGGUUUCCGUAGGCUUUGCUCAGAAGAAGCAGGUGUUUCUCAUCUCAGGGUGUGCUGGGGAUAAAUGGCCUCUGAUCCAGAGGCAAUGGCUGAGUUGGACUUUACAAAUCUGGACUUACUGCACCUGUCAGGCUGCCAUUUGGGGAGCAUCAGGCCUUAGUGGCCAAGUGCCCUGCCUGACCAUUUCUGUAAAUGAGUUGGAGUCCACCUGCCUGGUGAUGGUAUGUGAAGGGACCCAGCCGUGAUGGCAUGUUGACUCCAAGUACAGGUGGAAUGUGCAAUUGUGGAGGGGCCACCACAGGAGUAAAGACAACUGAAGCCCCAACCAGAACCAAAUGAGGAAUCAGAUCAACUUACCCUAUCCCUUAGCUUUCUAGUAAAAGCCUAUCUCUCUCCCCUCCUGACAUCCCACCGGAGACUGUGCUCUCAAGUCUGCAGUUUAAAAGACAGUAAAUAAUUGGCUUCUCUGGUAGUUCAGGGUCCACAAAAAGAAAAAUUUUCACAAGUCAUACAUUUUUACCUCCAAGCAAAAGCAUACUCCAGAAAACCCAGGUAUUGAGCCUCUCUGGUGGUGCAAGGGGUUAAUUCGCAGCGCUAUGAAGCUAUCCGCAGCCAUUGCAGUACAGCAGUUUAAUCCCAGCUGGCCAGGGAGCUGACCCACAUGGCACAGCCUGCUGCUCCCGUCAGCUGUGUAUCUCAGUAGAUCCUCCUGUUCCCCACUCUGUCUCUGGUGAAUCCUCUCACCACCUGCACCUCUGGCCUAUACCCCAGUUCUUGUAUGCAUAAAUAAAUCUUAAAAAAAAAAAAACGUUAUUUUUUCAGCAUCAGUUGAUGGUUGCUGUGGAGUGGCAAUGCUCAGUGACACUGUGUAAGUCUCAUUGGCUCCAGCCCCACAUCUGAAAGCUUUUGCAGAGAUACUCUAGGAAACCAUCAUAUUUUGUCCUGUCCACCCUUUGAUAUCACCAAAGCACUGUUUUUAUAAUUGGGGACCCAAUGAUAACAGACAGGUGCCACGUGCUGUGAACCAGGAAAUAAGUGUCACAGGGUAUGGUGUGUGCCUCCAAGUGGCUUACAGUCUGAUCUGGAGAUGCAAGACACUAGGAAUAGUAAAGGGUACCCAGGAAUGUCAUAAAGCAAUGCGAGAUUAUGCAGUGUGUCAGGCAGUGUUAAGGGAAUCAGGUCUGAGAAGACCUCACAGGGGAGGAGGGACCUGAUGGGACUGGUGAGAUUUUAAUUCGGGGAGGGUGUUCCAGGGUCAUGAAUGUUUAGGUACAGGGGUUAGGACAGCAGUGUGGCUGGAGGAGUGUCAAAGCUGUUGGGUUUUCCAUACUUAACAUGAAGUCCAAACAGGUCAGUCAGGAUGGCAAUAGGCUCUACUGGGGAAGGAGGCUUGAUGAGGUGAAAGGAGGAGAGACGUGUCAUGGAGGUUUUAUAUCUGGAUGACCCAAAAGAGAGAUCAGAAAGGAAAUGCAGGAUAGGAGUUGUGCAGAGUAAACAGAGAAGGCCAAAAACGGAACCCUGGGGAAUGUUCCCAGUGAGUGCAGGGACCUAGCUUCCAGUGGUUUUCCAACCUCCACAUUGCUGUUGGCACAGCUGCGGGCAUCCUUCCAACUCCCAGGUAGCCGGACAGGUAAGGAUUAGGCCAUCUUUCUUUCUCUUGGCACCUUUGAGUGUGACAUUCAUCUCUGACAUGACUCAAGGAAAGGCCCAAGGACGUGGCCAACCUAGAUGUCCCAUGAAAACCAGUAUUUCAGGAAGGGCAGAGUUCAUCAACAGACCCAGCUAGUGAUCUUUUCCAACUAAAACCAACCUCAUUCUGAUUUAAAGAGCAUUUGCUAGACCUUGAGGCAUUUUAAGGCAAACAUCUGAGAAAAAAAUCAAAUAAUCCAAGAAGACAUGAUUAGGUGCAAAUAAAAGGAGUGAUAGAACAGUAGCAGCUAAAGAUUGUGAAUGAUAUGUAAACUGUAGGGAGAGCUGCAGGAGCCAAGGCACGGUGUCUGGAUGUUAUGUUAGGCUGAAGUGCUCUGGGUAACACAAGUUAAAUUUAGACAGUGAAGGAUUACAUUAUUGAAAAAACAGAAAAAGGAUUGACUGAAUGCCUUCUGUAUGUCUGGAGCUUUAGUUCAAUCUUACUUUCGGUCCCCCCAAAACAAAAGUAUGUGUUUUUAUUCCCAUCUUACACAUGUCUGGAGCUAGUGCAUGUCAGAAUUAGCUUCCAACUUCUGUCAGUACAGUUCUGAAAUCAAUUAUUUUUUUAAAUUUUAUUUAUUCAUGCAUACAAGAGCUGGGGUGUCAGACAGUGGUGCAGGGGGUGGGGUGGUGGUGAGAGGAUUCACCAGAGACAGAGUAGGGAGCAGAACAGGCAGGUUGACUGAAAUACACUCCUGAGAGGAGUAGCCAGUGAGACAGGAGAGAUCUGCUGUGCCAUGUGGCUCCCUGGCCAGGGAUUGAAUUUGUGCUGCAGUGGCUGUGGACAGCUUCAUAGUGCUGAGACUUAACCCCUUGUGCCACCAGGGAGGUCCCUCAGAAUCCAUUCUUUACAACACCACAUUGGUUGUAACUCGGGUUUGAGCUAUUUCAAUAAUGAGAUAGGCAAAUAUAAUAGCAAUUUGAUUGAGGCAUUAGAACAGGGCAGUGACAGAUUGAUGUUAAGGUAAAUCAGGUAAGGGAACUAGAGCCAGGAAGUCAUUCAGAUGUUCUGUGGAUGGGUUAGAAAUAGUGGAGUUGUGGUGGGGGUGAAAGCAAAGGAGUAAAAGAAGAUUGAUUGCAGUCUCAGUUAUUCUAGGAUUAUUUACUGAGUGUCUGCUGUGUGCCUAAGUGCAGGGAGUGUUCUAGCAAACAGAGAUAGAGCAAUGGACUAAAUAAAGCCCUGCCUCCCAGGGAACUGACCUGGAGAGGUAACAUACCUUCUGGGAUUCAGACCAGGUGUGAUUCUUGCUUUGUGCUUUCAGCUUUCAUUGCUGAAAUAAUUCUGGUGCAGAAGUUAGCAUGGCCAACCCUCCUUGCUUCCUAGGUGGAGGACAUGUGACCCUAACUGUGGAAUAAUUAAAUCUGUAAUUAAACCUGGGGGUGGAUCUCUCCUCCCUCUAAAUUCUGUUCAGAGGCCAUGGCCUACCUAGGAAGCCAGUUUUUAUUUCUUUUUUAAAAUCAUCUUUUUUUAAAAAAAGAUUGAU